UCAUUGCCUUUCGAAAACUUCUCGGUAUUUACAGCGACAUGAAGAUGACGAAUACGACCUCAUUUUAAAAUCAUGGCACGAUCACUGAUUUAAGCUUACCUAACAUUACUGAGAGCUGCAUAUUGAAACACAAAGGAAGAAUGAGACUUAAACACUCCAAUAACUUAAGCCUACAGAACUUGCAUCGGCUGAUAUAUCAUGGAAUUGGCAAGGAACGAACCAGACAUAGGGAAACGACAGAUGUUUCCGCUUUCCUCACAGAAUACUGUCCGAGGUUGGCAGUCACCAACACAUUCACCUAAAUUAGCAACAAACUUCAGGGCUGAAUUCAAUCCCUCGGGAAGCGAAGGAGGUCUAGAUCAUUCACCUUGUGUUUCUGCUGACGACAUCGGCACUAAUAAACAGGAAUCGGUAUUGGAAAUUCACGAAAGAUACAAAUGGAGACGAGCUAUCGUUGCUGUUUCAGUUGCGAGCUUGAUCACUUCAAUUUUUUUUUCGGCUGCUGCAUUUUACGGCACGGCUACAACAGAUAGUUCUUCUGCCCUUGCCACUGCGCUCGACACUCUCCUCGCAGUUUUCAGUACUGCUGUUGUUAUUUGGCGUUUCCGGGACUAUUCGAAUGAGAAGGUCAUGGGGCCAAGGAGGGAAAGAUACGGAUCAGUUGCCUUUGGUAUCGCCUUUACUUUCAAUGGUCUCGUAACAAUUAUAGUAUCUAGUUUUAACUUGGAAGAUGAAAAAAGACCCAGACAUGCGAACUUAUUGUGGUCUGCUCUUCUUGGUUUUAGUAUUACCUACUGUCUUUUAGCUACUUUGGAGUUCUGGAUCUCUAAGAGAUACCAAAGUUCAGUUCUCGUUUCUUUGUGUAUUGACGACGCAGUCACAAGUGGUCUUUUGCUGGGUAUGGCAAUAAGUACUUUACUUGUGGAUCAAUACACUUACAUGUGGUAUUUAGAUCAUAUAGUCGCCAUUGUAUUGGCAGUUGUUCUUCUUGCAAGUGGUGUUAAGAUUCUUAUCGAUAUUUUUGUGCGCAAAGAACUUCCUUUCCAGGUGUUGGGGUAAAUUCUUACCCUUGUUCCUUGUCAGGAAAACUUCUCAGAACGGGACGUGGGUGCGCUCGAGUCUUGUCAAUAAACCGUCAAAACUCUACACAAUAGAGUCAGUAGAGAGGAAUUGUGUGCUUUGCCACCUUCACGUCUCCGAAUUUCCCCAGAAAACGUGCCCUAGCCGAAAAUUAGCCUCUUAAUUUGGCUUUAUCAACCGAGUUAAUGUAAAUUGACCACCGUAAAGUUUCCAAAAAGUGAGAUUUCGUGCGUUAGCCUUCGUCAGAGCGAAAAGAAAAAUAGCCAAUGGAAUAUUGGCGAAUGGAACAUUAUGAAUAUUAGCUCAUUUGUUGAUCAAAAAGAAUAUUAAAUAAAAAUAGAUGAAAAAUAUUUA
Molecule: messenger RNA, 1434 nt
Organism: Pocillopora damicornis (cauliflower coral)
Lineage: Eukaryota; Metazoa; Cnidaria; Anthozoa; Scleractinia; Pocilloporidae
Product: transmembrane protein 163-like
Source: RefSeq, a predicted model, not a curated record